AAACGAGGGGGCGGGGGUUGAAAGACGUGCGUUAGAGUGAGACUGUCUGAUGGUGAUUGCGGUGUUUUUGAUAAAGUGAAUUUUAUCUGCAUUCAGGAGGGAUGGGGAGUGUGUGUCGGGAGGUAGUUACCCUGCAACUCGGUCAUUACGCCAACUAUGUGGGGAUGCACUGGUGGAAUCUACAGGACGCGUCUCUGCGCUACGAUGCGGACCCCCACAACCUCCCCAGCGAGGUCCGCAGCGAUGCUCUCUUCAGGGAGGGGCUCACACAGUCCGGACAGACCACCUACACCCCCCGCCUCAUCGCACUGGACCUCAAAGGCAGCCUCAAUACACUGAGACAGGAAGGCACCCUGUAUGAGUUACACAGACAGGACAGCACCUUCACAUGGGAGGGAGAGGUGAUGACGCACGAAGAGGAGCCGGCUGUGAAGAACGUGUUCCUGCAGGACCUGGAACGGCUGGAUCAGGGGGAGGUGUUGGCAGAGGGAGAAUUCAGCCAGCAGCAGCAGCGUGAACAGUACAGAGGUGCAGAGGGCUCAGUGAAUGCCAGUGUGGAGCGCACUCAGAAGCUGUUCUCUCUGGAGGGCAGUGUGAGGGUGUGGUCAGACUUCCUCAGGAUCCACCUUCACCCCCGCUCCAUCUCCGUCAUUCACCAGUACAACCACGACGGGGAGACGAACCGCAUGGAGGCGUUUGGCCAGGGGGAGGCGCUGCUGAGGGAGCCCCUGUUUCUGGAGGAGUUGGAGGACCGGCUGCACUUCUUUGUGGAGGAAUGUGACUACCUGCAGGGAUUCCAGGUGCUGUGUGACCUGCAGGACGGGUUCUCUGGCCUGGGCUCUGGAGUCACAGAGCUGCUGCACGAUGAGUAUAGGGGGAGAGGAGUCUUCACCUGGGGGCUGGGACCCAUCACACACUCUGACACUAGCCCUGUAAAAGAUGUGUUUCACUUGCUGAACUCCGUCCUGGGUGUGGUCAGCCUGUCCAAUCACAGCUCUCUCUUCUGCCCGCUGUCCCUGAGGGGGGGGCUGGGGCGCAGACCGCCCCCCCACAUCACCUUCCCUCACCUGCAGUACGACCCCUCCCUGUGGUAUCACAGCAGUGCUGUACUGGCCACAGCUCUGGACACGCUGACCCUGCCCUACCGCACCCUGAAGGACAGCGCCACCAUGGGGCAGCUGGCAGACGUGUUCGCCGUGUCGGGCAGGAAGGUGGUGACAGCGUCUGGCGCGGUCCCCUUUCCCAUGAUGCUCGGCGACUGUCUCCCGAACGCGCUCGCUGGGUUCGGCGAGGCGUUGCCGUGGAAACCGCUGUCAGCCUGCGGGGAGCAGAGUGACGGGCGGUGCUUCGCCCAAUCGGUGUCCCUGAGAGGAGUAGAGGGGCAGAGCCUGGUCAGUCAGUUGGCCCCUGGGACCCAGCCCCCUUCUCCCCUGCACUGCUACGGCUCUGGAGAGGACGUGCUGACAGCCUACCUGCAGGAGCGGUACCCCGGCACACCCAGCGUGGUGCACCUGGUUCAGAGCCCCUGCAAACUGAUGACCCCCUUCCCUCAGAUCUUCACCCCCGCCCUGGGCAAGCAUGGCUUCCUGGAGUCCAACCCACGACCAGCCAGCACCCCGGUGGACAGUGUCCCUGUCCUCACUUGUCUCCAGUCCUCCCCUCUCCUGCACCGCUGUCUCUCUGAGCUGCACUCGGAGGUCAGCGCUCUGGAUCUGCGGAGGUUCUGCAGCUUCCUGUCCGCUGGCACCGAGCUCGAUGACCUCCGGGAGGCGCUGCAAUACCUCAAGGCACUGGCCCAGCACUAUAAGAUGAACUCUGACCUCGACGCCUCGUCUGAGGAGGAAUCGGACUGAGGAACCCAUCAUCUGCACUCCAAGAACAGGAUAGGGACCUGAAAUAACUGAAGGAGCUGGGCUGCACUUUGGAUUAAGGCUGUAGACUUGUUAAAUUCAGUAAAGAAGCAGCUGGACUGGAAUGGACCGAGCACCACUGGCUUAGAAAAACCUUGAACUCCCAGUGCUGCAAGGGGAGACCCAGUCAUGAGGACUGGGAGCUCAGAACCAAAUAAACAAAUGCAUUGCGGUCAAGGGGAGGGUCUGGUUUCAUUGCAUUUUUUUCCUAGGACUCUGUCUUGUGCUCUUUUUUUUAAUGGAUUCAUUUUCAAGUUAAACUGCAGAGGUUCCUCAUCCACACUACCUAAAAAUAAAUCUAUCCUCCAGAACUUUGAACACUCAAUACUGCUGAAUUCAGAAACGCUGAAAGAAACGUAAUAGAUUCGAUGUUGAAUGUUUCGACUGAAUUCAAGUUUCUUUUAGUAUUUCUAAAUCCCUAAAUAAUGCACGUCGAACAGGAGUUCGCAAAACCAUUUUCAUAACGUGACAGUCGUGGAUUAAUCCGGGUCAGAUGUUAAAAGAAUCCUGUGUUCACGAGUUUCAAUAAAAUCCGAUUCUGAAUUAUCAGUCACAUCCCUACCGGAACGUAGUUACAACAGCUACACUUAGGAAUGUCGCAAAAAUUCAGUGACACAGAAUUCUAAACCACGACAGAUCAAAUUAUGUCAAUAAUCAGCUUUAAUGACUUACAGUACAUUUCUAAGAGUUCAGUGGCUCCCUCUGAUCAAGUUGAGGGUGUGCUUUCUCUCGCACUCUUUGUA
Messenger RNA from Acipenser ruthenus (sterlet), 2653 nucleotides. RefSeq names its product protein misato homolog 1-like. The record is from RefSeq and is a predicted model, not a curated record. Gene Ontology annotation, biological process: mitochondrion distribution. The coding region runs from base 102 to 1853 and encodes 583 amino acids. Gene Ontology annotation, cellular component: cytoplasm. Lineage: Eukaryota; Metazoa; Chordata; Actinopteri; Acipenseriformes; Acipenseridae. The transcript has 14 exons.